Molecule: messenger RNA, 2499 nt
Organism: Leucoraja erinaceus (little skate)
Lineage: Eukaryota; Metazoa; Chordata; Chondrichthyes; Rajiformes; Rajidae
Product: melanocortin receptor 5-like
Exons: 1
Coding region: 1281-2240 (319 amino acids)
Biological process (GO): G protein-coupled receptor signaling pathway
Cellular component (GO): membrane
Molecular function (GO): melanocortin receptor activity
Source: RefSeq, a predicted model, not a curated record
AAGGGUCUGUACAUCACAGAUGGAAACAUAUAGAAUAGUAAAAGGCGAUAUGUGCGGCACAGCGCUAGAGUUGCUGCCUCACUGCGCCAGAGACCCGGGUACGAUCCUGACUGCGGAUGCUGUCUGUACGGAGUUUGUAUGUUCUCCCUGUGACCUGCGUGUUCUUCCUCCCAAAGACUACGGGUUUGUAGGUUAAUUUGCUUCUGUAAAUCGUCCCUAGUGUGUAGGAUAGAAUUAAUGUACACAUGGAAACAUGCCCGCCUAGUCCACACUGACCAGCCAUCACCCCUUUGUGCUAGUUCUAUGUUAUACCACUCCCCCGACACACUAGGGACAAUUUAGAGAGGCCAACUAGCCCACAGAUCCGCAUGUCUUUGGGAUGGUGGAAGGAAACCGAAGCACCAGAAGGAAACCCACACGGUCACAGGGAGAACGUGCAAACUCCACACAGACAGCAUCCAAAGUCGUGAACCCGGGACUCUGGCGCUGUGAGGCAACAGCUCUACCAACUGCACCACGAAUACUUGCACCAGCAGGGCAUAGAGAGAUGGGGAAUUAAUACAGGCAAGUGGGAUUCGUUUAGAUGGGCAUGAUAGUCAGCAUAGUUGUGGUGGGCUGAAGGGCAUGUGUCUAUACUACACAACUCCAUGGCCCUGUGAAAUUUGUCAUCUCUGCUGGGUCUGACUUAAAUUUCACUCCAGACCCACCACUAUGACUGCCUUUUAGCAGUUAUGGGGCAGAGAAUAAAUAUCAGCCUUGGCAGAAAUUCUACAUACUGCAAUCAAGUAGGAAAUUAGCAGAGCCUCUGUAUUUUAAGGCUCUUGUGUAAAACCUGAUUGGACAUUCAAUUAAAUAUCACAGACAGACGCAAAGUACUGGAGUAACUCAGCGGGUCAGGUAGCAUCUCUGGAGAAAAGGGAUGCAUAUAAACCAGCAUAUGCAGUUCUUUGCUUCUACAGUUCAUAUGUUCAUAGGUUCUAGAAUUAGACCAUUCGGUCCAUCAAGUCUACUCCGCCAUUCAAUCAUGGCUGAUCUAUCUUUCCCUCUCAAACCUAUUCUCCUGCUUUCGCUCCAUAACCCCUGACACCCUUACUAAUCAAGAAUCUUUCAAUCUCCACCUCAAAAACAUGCAUUGACUUGGCCUCCACCACCGUUCAAUGAAACAUGUUUCUUUUCUUGACUAAGGCAACGCCUGAGAUCGAUCGAGCCUCUCCCUCAACGCGCAUCUCCUGGUCAAGGCAGCGGGGUAUGGUCGCACCCCUGACGUCAAGGAGUCGAGGAUGAAUUUUACGGAGGUCUCCAUGAAGAGUCUAACUCUGGCCGGGGGGAUGACGAACAGAACUAAGAGCACCAGUGCCUUGUGCAAGCAAGUGUCCGUGGCCGUUGAGGUGUUCCUCACCUUGGGUAUCAUCAGCCUGCUGGAAAACAUUCUGGUCAUCGCCGCCAUCAUUAAAAACAGGAACCUGCAUUCGCCCAUGUACUUCUUUGUCUGCAGCUUGGCGGUGGCGGACAUGUUGGUCAGCGUCUCCAAUGCGUGGGAGACCAUUGUGAUAAGUUUACUCAACCACAGGCACCUGGUGGUCAAGGACAGCUUUAUCAAGCAGGUGGACAAUGUGUUUGACUCCAUGAUCUGCACCUCUGUGGUGGCGUCAAUGUGCAGUCUCUUGGCCAUCGCCGUGGAUAGGUACAUCACCAUAUUUUACGCCCUGCGCUACCACCACAUCAUGAGCGUGAAGAGAGCGGCCUACAUCAUAGCGGGCAUCUGGCUGCUAUGCACCAGCUGCGGCAUCAUCUUCAUCCUCUACUCCGAGAGUUCCACCGUCAUCAUCUGCCUCGUCACCUUCUUCGUCAUCAUGCUCCUCCUCAUGGCUUCCCUCUACAGCCACAUGUUCCUGCUGGCUCGCUCCCACGCUAAGCGCAUCGCCGCCAUGUCCAGCUACAACUCCGUCCACCAGCAGGCCAGCAUGAAAGGUGCCAUCACCCUGACCAUCCUGCUCGGUAUAUUCAUCAUCUGCUGGGCCCCCUUCUUCCUGCACCUCAUCCUCAUGAUCUCCUGCCCCGGCAACCUGUACUGCGUGUGCUUCAUGUCGCACUUUAACUUGUACCUGAUACUCAUCAUGUGCAACUCGAUCAUCGACCCGCUCAUCUACGCCUUCCGCAGUCAAGAAAUGCGGAAGACUUUCAAGGAGAUAAUUUGUUGCUCUGGGUUAAGGGCGGCCUGUAGACUCGCUGGUAAAUAAGAUGACAGCGAGCGAGGAGAGCUGGCUUUCAGGGCUUCCCAAUGCAAAGUGUAGUGGAAGGGUGGCCUAACUAAGAUUUGAUACAGUUUUAGCAUAACCCUACUUACCAUCUACUUUCUCACACUUGAUUUGCACUUUUUAAUAGCCUUGCUAACACAAAGAUGUACAAGUUUGUAGGUUAAUUGGCUUGGUAAAUGUAAAAAUAGUCCCUCGUGUGUAGGAUAGUGUUAAUGUGCGGGGAUCGCUGGUCGGCACGGAU